AUUUCUCCCAAAGCAAACUAACGAAGGCUGUCCUGCAGGAGGUCAGCAUUCAUAAUCGCUUGUAUUAGAAGGCGUUAAACAAUUCAAAGUACUUUUACGUUUGAAUUGAUUUUUUUUUGUUUUAUUUCGAAAGUUCCAAAUCAUUGUAAAGAUUUAUUCUUUCACACAUAUAAAUUCUUGAAAAAGGGAACUUAAAAAGGUUGUAUUACGGACGAAGGGAUUUAUUUGGUUUAUUUGUUGUUUAGAGACUUUUUUUUUUUUCACAGUCAUAUACUCAUAUUUUAUUAUUUCUUUGGGAUCAUUUUGACAUAAUUCAAAAUUUACACCAUGGACGCUCAAUUUACCCUUGAACUUACUCAGUUAUUAUACCAGAGCACUGCUCCUGAUACCACUCAAAUUACUGAGGCUACGCGCGCCUUAGAAACAAAAUACUUAAAGGAGCCUAGUUCUUUGCUAUCAUUGUUACACAUCAUGGGAACAUGUGAAAACUUCCAAGUGCGUCAGCUUGCGGCUAUUGAAGCUCGUAAGCUCAGCCAUAAGUAUUGGCCUGAUGUUCCAGCUGAGAUUCAGAAUCAAGUUCGUGCAAAUUUAUUGGAAAUUACAAUUAAAGAACCCGAAAGCAUUGUGCGCCAUGCAUUUGGCCGUGUCAUUGCUGCAUUGGCUAAAAUUGAUCUUCCUGAUGGCAAGUGGAAUGAUCUUUCUGGAUUUUUGGUUCAAGCAGCCAUGGAUCCAAACGAUUCUAUCCGUGAAAUGGCCAUCUAUGUUCUUUAUUCCAUUGCUGAAACAGUCGAUCUUGACAGCAAGUUGCUCUUAGACUUUGUUCAUUUGUUCUCUCGCACCAUCACCGAUUCUAGCCGUACUGUCCGAGUUACGUCCGUUCAGGGCUUGGGUGCCGUCGCCGAAGUUUUAGAAGCCGACGACAAAAGGCUUUUACAUACCUAUCGUGACACCUUACCUAGCAUGCUUAUGGUUUUGCAAGAUGUCGUCCAAGUAGGCGAUGAGGAUGCUUGCAAAACUGUGUUUGACGUUUUUAACACUUUUCUCAUUGUCUCUGGUGCCAUCAUCUCCAAGGUUCUUGGAAACAUCAUUGAGUUGAUUACUGGUAUUUCUACAUCAAAGCAAAUUGAUGAUGAAAUCCGCUGUAUGGCAUUAUCCUUCAUUAUUUCAUGCAUUCGCUUCAAGUCCCGAAAGUUGCAAGCUCUUAAGCUUGGUAAAUCUCUAAUUCUUUCUCUCAUGCAAGUCGCCACUGAAGAUACUACUGAGGAUGUUGACGAGGACUGCCCUGCCCGUCUCGCUUUACGUGCUAUUGAUCUUCUCUCCACCCACUUGUCUCCUAACCAAGUAUUCUAUCCUAUGCUAGAAGCGGUCAUGACCUUCUCUCAAUCCCCUGAGCCAGGCCAUCGCAAGGCCGCUUUAUUGUCCAUCGGUGUCGCCGUCGAAGGUUCUUCUGAAUCCGUUGCAUCAAGCCUUCCUAACAUCUUCCCUCUCAUUGUUAAUGGCUUAUGCGAUGUUGACAUGAACGUUCGUCAAGCUGCUUUGUUGGCUCUUAGUCAAAUUGCCGUCGAAAUUCCUAUGGAGGUUUCAAAGCAUCAUGCUCAACUCUUGCCUCUUGUAUUUGAGUUAAUGUCCACUCAAGGUGUUAAAGUUGGAAAAUCCGCUUGUAACUGUAUUGAUGCAUUGCUUGAAGGUCUUGACAGGUCUGAAAUUAGUGGUUAUUUGCCAAUGCUCAUGGAACGCCUUGUUAGUCUUUUAGACUCAAAUGUCACCCCUGACAUCAAGAGUUGUGUGGCUGCUGCCAUUGGCUCUGCUGCUUUCGCUGCUCAGGAAGACUUUUUGCCAUACUUUGAACGUACUAUGGCUAGUUUGUCCAAUUGCUUACACACAUCUGAUGAUGAUGAGGGAUAUGAACUUCGUGGUACCGUCAUGGAUACUUUGGGCGCUAUUGCUAACGCAGUUGGUAAGCAAGCUUUCUUACCUUUCACCGAACAGCUCAUUCAGUUGGCCUAUGAAGGCAUCCAAAUUGAUCAUUCUCGUCUCCGUGAAUGCUCAUUCUGUUUCUAUGCUGUUUUGGCUCGUGUUUAUAAGGAAGAAUUUGCUCCCUUUUUGCCUCACAUUGUGCCAGCAUUGUUCAAGUCUCUUGACCAAGAUGAAACGGAUGUGUUAAGUGAAAAGGUCGGGGCUCCUACUGCUGAUGAAAUUGGUCAAUUACUUGAGUCCUCUGAAGCUAAUGACGAAGAAGAUGACGAAGAAUUAGAAAAGGCUAUGGGUGUUAACUCUGCUAUUGCUAUGGAAAAGGAAAUAGCUGCUGAUGCUCUUGGUGAAGUCUGCACUUACGUCGGCGCUCCUUUUGCUGAAUAUCUUGAACCUACUGUCGAAAAGUUAGUUGCAUCUACCACACAUUUUUAUGAAGGUGUUCGAAAAUCUUCUCUGACUAGUUUGUGGCGUUGCGCUACUACUUUCUACAAGGCUUGCAACUUACCCCAAUGGAAAGCUGGGUUGCCUUUACAAGUUCCAGUUCCUGAUGCCGUUCAAAACAUCUUUGCUGCUGUUAGAAAAUGCUCCUUUGAUACUUUGGAAGAAGAAUAUGAAAAAACUGUCGCCACUGAUAUCCUUCGUAACCUUGCUGAAGCCAUCAAAACCUGUGGUCCUGUCGUUUUAGGAGACGAUUAUCCCAAGAUUUGCGAAAUUGUUAUGGAGGUCUUGCAAAAGCAGCAUAUUGUGCAAGCCGGUGAUAUCUUUGAUGAAGAUUUUGAAGAGGAAGACGUUGUUAGUAACGAAGAAGUAGACGAUACUGAGCAAGAUGCUAUGUUUAUUGAUUCUGCUUGCGAUGUUGUUAUUGCCCUUUCAAUGGCCUUAGGAGAGUCGUUUGUGGAUUCUUUCCAAGUAUUCUUCCCUCAUAUCAUUAAAUAUUACUCAAGCAACAAUGGUACUGAACGUGCUAUGGCUGUUGCUUGCAUGGGUGAAGUUGCUGGUGGUAUUGAAUCUGCUAUUACACCUUUUACUGCAGAUGUUUUCACAUUAUUUAUGACUGCUUUAGAGGAUCCUGAGGGUGAGGUUCGCAGCAAUGCUGCUUACUCUAUGGGUUUGUUAUGUCAAUUCUCUACUGAAAAUCUUUCUUCUGAGUACCUCAAUAUUCUUCAUAAACUUCAACCCUUCUUUACCCAAGAAAUAUUCCGUACUGCUCUCGAUAAUGCAAUUGGUUGCAUUUCUCGUUUAAUUUUACAUGAUCAGAAUGCUAUUCCUUUGGACCAAGUCUUACCCAUUGUCUUCUCCAAACUUCCGUUGAAGGAAGAUUACUUAGAAAAUGCACCCUUGUAUUACAUGAUUCUUCAUCUUUACCGUCAAAAGAACCCAGUCCUUUUGCAACAUUUGGGUGAUUUAAUUCCUGUCUUUGCGUCUGUUUUGACAGGACCGGCUGAACAACUUAAUGAUGAGUUACGCUCUCAGAUCCUGAACUUACUUAAGGAAAUCGCUCCUGAAUUCCAAACUCUCAUUUCUACUUUCCCUCAUUUGGUUGCUUUAUUACAGUAAACGAUUUUUUAUACUUUCUCUGAUCGUUAGGGUAUUUUAAUAUUAGGAUAGGAUUAACAAGACUUUGGUAUUCUAAUUGAUGCCAUUAAUAAUUUAAU
Messenger RNA from Schizosaccharomyces cryophilus OY26, 3629 nucleotides. Its product is annotated as karyopherin Kap123. Gene Ontology annotation, molecular function: small GTPase binding; nuclear import signal receptor activity. The transcript has a single exon. The coding region runs from base 328 to 3531 and encodes 1067 amino acids. Gene Ontology annotation, biological process: protein import into nucleus. Gene Ontology annotation, cellular component: nucleus; cytoplasm. The record is from RefSeq and is a predicted model, not a curated record. NCBI's taxonomy places the organism in Eukaryota, Fungi, Ascomycota, Schizosaccharomycetes, Schizosaccharomycetales, Schizosaccharomycetaceae.